Ascosphaera apis ARSEF 7405 is the source of this 3012-nucleotide messenger RNA. The record is from the annotation of a GenBank genome assembly. Lineage: Eukaryota; Fungi; Ascomycota; Eurotiomycetes; Onygenales; Ascosphaeraceae.
AUGCACGCUACCUAUCUAGCUCCUAACUGUGCCUUUUAUCAGCUCUACCCCCCAUCCUUUCAUUCCCGUGCUAUACUUCUUGUCAACAAGAACUUCCAAGGCACUGAUCUCGAGCCCAUCUACCGCCCUGAUCUCACAGCCCUCCGCUUCACCUACGACCAUCGGCGAUACUGUGUUAUCUCCAUCUACAACCCCCCUAGCUCUUACACCGAGCGCUUGUCAACCUCCGCUCUUUACAACCUCGACGACCUGCUAGACGCUGACCACUCCACGCUCCUUCUUGGGGAUUUGAAUCUCCACCAUCCUGACUGGGAGCCCUUACGGACUGCUCCUUCAUCAUACAUGGCGGAUGACCUUCUUGACCUCACCCACACCCACACUUUGACGCUCAUCACACCCCCCGGCACUCCCACAUGGCAUGCACGUACCUCGUCUUCCACUAUUGACCUCGCUUUUGCGUCACCUGAUAUCUGCCAACGGCUUCUGUCAUUCGGCACCUGCCCGGACCUAGAUGUCGGAUCUGACCACAUCCCACUCUGCACCCGUAUUCACACUGCGUCCUCCGCCACUCCCUCGUCCAUCCCCCGUCCUCGUUGGAAGCAACUUGAUCCUGCAAUAGUUGAAGAUGGCGCUACGCACCUCUUCAUACCACGCCACCUCUCCUCCCACGCAGCUAUCGACCAAUACGCAAGUUACCUGCAAACCUUCAUACACGAACUUGCAACGCUUGCUGUCCCUCUUCCUAAACCGUCUCAGCGUCACCACCCCUGUACCUCGUGGUGGUCACCUGAAAUACACGCCGCUAUCCGCGCUGAACGGCGUGCGCGUCGCCACGGCUGGGACCCCGACGAUAUCCGUGCCCUUACUAAACACAAAAAGAAGUUAAUUCGUGACUCGUCUCGCGCAUGCUGGCGACAAGCCGUUCACCAAGCCCGCGACAGCCCACGGGGUAUAUGGGGACUGGUGAAAUGGGCGCGCACACGCAGCUACAUCCCACCAGAACCCCCAUUUAUGCCCCCUAUCCGAGAUGCAAAUAACACCCUUCAACACCACUUCGACGCCAAAGCACAAGCCCUCCAUGCUACCUUCUUUCCUCCCACUCCUGCAGCUACGUGCACUGAUAUGGAUAACGCUAUCUAUCCCACAGCCCUUCCCGCGCCUGUCCUCACAGACGACGAUGUCCAUCGCGCCAUCUCUCGCACUGCUUCUUGGAAAGCGCCUGGCCCUGACGGUAUCCCUACAGGCUUCCUCAAAGCCAUGGGAACACCCUUAGUCACCGCGCUACGAGUCGUCGGCAAGGCCUGGCGCCCAAUAGCCCUCUUGAACACGCUUGGCAAAAUCAGCGAAUCUGUGACCACCGCAGCCCUGACAGAAAUUGCAGAGACUCACCAUCUACUUCCCCCUCAACAAAUGGGCGCACGUCGCACACGCUCCACCGAAACCGCUAUUCAACUCCUGCUAUCACAGAUCCGCACAGCCUGGCAAGGCCAAGCUGUAGCAACAGUAAUGUCCAUGGACAUGUCUGGAGCGUUUGAUCAUGUUGUCCACGCACGCUUACUUCACAUUCUUCGCACGAAACGUAUACCGGAGUCCAUCGUGGGAUGGAUUGCAAGCUUCAUCAGCAACCGAUCCACCUCUCUGUCGUUUGACAACCGCCAGUCCUCUCCUCUUCCUACGACCACCGGCAUACCCCAAGGCUCACCUAUCUCCCCCAUCCUCUUCUUAUUCUACAACUCCGAGCUUGUCGAUACUUGCAAUCACUUUCAUCAACGCAUCUCGGCCAUCGGAUUCGUCGACGAUGUGAAUAUUAUUGCAUGGGGCCAUUCAGCCCGGUCCAACAACAUUCUUUUGAAACGUGUUCACGACCGCUGCCUGGAAUGGGCUGACAGACAUGGUGCUAAAUUUGCCCCCGAAAAGUAUGAACUCAUACACCUCAGCCGCCGCCGCGUCCCAUUAGAUGCCACGCUCCGCUUAGGAACAGUUGUCAUUCAACCGUCUCCCUCAGUGCGAGUGCUUGGUCUUCAUCUUGACUCCCGCCUCAACUGGACCGCGCACCGUCAGGCUUUAACUCGCAAACUAUCCACACAGUGCCUCGCUUUACACCGGCUCACAGGCUCUACAUGGGGACUGCCGUCACGCGAGUGCCGCCGCAUCUAUAUUGCCGUCAUCCGACCAGCAAUGGCCUAUAUGGCCUGCGCGUGGUACCAACCCCUCUCCUCCCAACGCAGUCAUCUCCUCAAAUACCUUCAGACAGUGCAGAACGAUUGUCUUCGCGUGGUACUGGGUGCCUUCCGCGCAACCCCCAUCACAACGCGCGAAGCUCUAGCCUUCAUCCCACCCCUAGAUCUGUGGCUAACCCAACAAGUCUACCAAUCCCUCUGCCGCUUACAACCGCAUCGUCCCCUCUUGGACUCAGCAUGCCGCCACAUUGCCCACUGCCUCUCCUUUUCUCUGCCGCCAUUCCCUGCCAUGCUUCACCCAGCCCCUCUCUCACCUUUGUGGCCACACAGCUGGUGCCCUACUUUUCCUUCCGACACAAGCACCUGGGCUCUCAGCAAAAAACAAUGCACGGAUAUCACUCUCCACCUCUGGAAAACACGCUGGAACAGCCAGACGAACCGCUCUCGCGGUUCCAUGGCUGUUCACUGGCCUCCUGGCCCUGGCUUCCUAUCCAUCACGCAAUCGCUCAAUAAAGCGCGCAGCUCUUUGCUUGUGCAACUCACCACUGGCAAGAUCGGCUUACACGGCUUCCUCCAUACCAUGAAGGUUCCGGACGUGCCGACCCCCCACUGCCCUCACUGCUCCUAUCACUAUGAAAGCCCUCACCACAUCACCGUCUACUGCCCACAUUAUAACGACCGCCGUCAUCGCCUCACGGAUAACGGACCUAUCGACUUUCAUCGCUUACUAACCACCAGCCAAGGAGCUCUUCGCCUUACCACAUGGUGGUUUUCCAUCCACCGUCUGGAGCAAUUUUCACUCGCAAGUCGCCUCGACGACAUGCUGACUUAG